UGGAGGUGCAGUAUAACUGUUGUGGUUUACUAUUAAUACACACGAAUUACAGCCUGCUCCAGCUCUUCCAAAAGAAAAUGGCACAUAUCGUCGCUUCUAAUGCCGUGCAUAAUAUUGUAAAGGAGCGUUCAUGCCACGAAACCAUGCAAAUCUACAAGAACUGGGCAAAAGACUUAGAUACACACUGUAUGGAACUGAAAUACAAUGCUCCCAAAAUAAUGGCUGACGUAGUUGAAGAUUUACAUCUACCAAAAGAUAUUCAGAUUCUCGACGUUGCCGCUGGUUCAGGAUUAGUAGGGAUAGAGCUUAAAAAGACAGGAUACACUAAUAUUGAUGCCCUGGAUGGAUCCCAAGAGCUUCUCAACAUUGCCAAAGAAAGAAAAAUCUAUAAUAAAUAUUUCAAAGCUCUUCUUGGAGAAAAUAGGAGGUCACCUAUUGAGAAUGAUACCUACGAUGUUGUAGUUGUUUGUGGGGGGUUUGCUCCAGGUCAUCUCUACACAGAUAGUUUUCCGGAACUGAUACGAGUUGUUAAACCAGACGGAUACAUUUGCUGGACAAUGCGUGAUUACAGUCAUUAUUCUGAACGCUUUAGAAACGAAAAGUUUGACGAAGGUGUAAAUCAACUUUGCAACGCUGGAUUGUGGAAGAAAGUACGGGAACCUUACACAAAAAGUGGUUAUUUUGAUGGAACUGAUGCUAAAAUCUACUGUAUGCAGGUUAUUUAAUAAUGUAUAUGUUAAUACAGUCUUAUAACAUCAUCAAUAUAAAGGUUAACUUUGAAAGUGAUAUUCAGUACUUGACUUUUUGUCUUCAAGACUCGAUGUUUCUACUCCAAUCUGUAACUGAAUUAAUAUUUCGUGAUUUUUAAAUGAAUUA
Messenger RNA from Limulus polyphemus (Atlantic horseshoe crab), 876 nucleotides. RefSeq names its product methyltransferase-like protein 27. The record is from RefSeq and is a predicted model, not a curated record. NCBI's taxonomy places the organism in Eukaryota, Metazoa, Arthropoda, Merostomata, Xiphosura, Limulidae. Bases 78 to 725 code for a protein of 215 amino acids. The transcript has 6 exons.